AUGGCUACCGCUGAAGAACAACAUGUUUUAGUUGAGCUCGAGAAUAUGAUCAUUUCGCCGGUGGUGAAGGAAGAAAAUGGUGGAGAUUCGAGGAAGAAAAAUAGUACGAUGAUUCGGAGAACGCAUGGAAUUAGGUGAAUCAGGGAGAAUUAUUUCGGAAAUGGAAUAUUCCGAAUAGUUGGGAUACAUUUCUUGAAGUUAUUUGAUCAGGGGCCGAAUUUAUAAAAGUUGUACAGAAAAUUUGGUAUACCAAAAAUUUUGUUUACAAGAAUAUGAUCAGAAAUAUGAUCAUGUUAGCAAUUUUUGGUACGCCCCAAAUUUUCCUUCAUCAAUUUUUGGUGUACCAACUUUAUGAAUUCAGCUUCUGGAGAUUAUGGAAUUUUUUGAACUAGUUAUGUAGAGAAAUUAGGCGAAAAUCGUGAUCUACAGUAGGAGGAAUGAAACGAGGCUAAAAACUGUGAUUUUUGGCGGUAAAAAGGGUAGGCUUACUGUAGAGAAUAGGGCUAAAAUUCAUUAUCUACCACAGCAAAAACACAAAGAUUCGAACUCAACAAAAUGAAAACUCCGAUGUAUUUUUGAAUCAUAACCUAAUUUUUUGUCAAAAUGCAGAAGUUCAAAGUCAUCUUCAAAAGAAACCUUAUACUUAGUAACACUUUAGAGCUUAGAGUAACUGAAAAAAUCCUAUAAACCCAAAGCUUUGGUAAUUUAAUUUGACGAAAAAAAGGGAAAUUGAAAAAAAAAUGAGAAAGUGUCGUCGAAUAAAAUGCCAAGUACGCAAGUGACAGUGUUCACACACAAACGAAUAGAGGGAGUUUGAAAUUUAGUUUUUCAGCGCAACAUCUGGACUAAUAAAUUUUAUAUGUGGAAUGAUUGGCCCAGGUUGUUUUUCUUUAGCUGUUAGCUUCAAACAAGCUGGAUUAUGGGCUGGUUUUGCACUUGUAUUUAUUAUUGGAUUCUUGAGUUUAUAUUCAAUGCAUAAAAUUGUAUGUUGCUCUCAAUAUCUUGCAAAAAUGUAAGAAAUUCACAGAAUUUUGAGUAAAACCACACAUUUUUUCAAGAAAUGGAGAUCAAAGUUUGGACUAUGGUGAUAUGGCCGAAGCAGCUUUAUCAAAUAGUUAUAAAUGGGUUCAAAAACAUGCGAAACUUGCAAAAAUCAUAGUUAAUACUUGUCUUUUGGCGUUUCAAAUCGGAGUGAUUACUGUAUUUAUGGUUUUUGCCACCGAACAUGUUAUUGAAGUCUAUGAAUAUAUAGCGGAUGCUCCAAUUCCUAUAUCUAAAUCUUGGAUGAUUGUUAUUUAUUUUAUUCCUCAACUUGCAUUAAAUUUUAUUGGACACAUGAAAUUGAUAACUAUUCUGUGUCUUUUUGGAAAUGUUAUUAUUUUUGCGGCAAUCAUUUUGAUCACAAAAGUGAGUCAAUUUAUUUAAUUUUUUAUUCUUCUUCUAUCGAUAUUGUUUAUUAUUAGGAACUCGUGGCUGAACCAUGGUAUCCGGUAACAUCUUUGAACACAGUAACUGGAAUCGAAGGAAUAUCAUUAGCAGCUGGUGCAUUGAUCUAUUCAUUUGAAGGCCAAGCAAUGGUUCUUCCUUUGGAGAAUUCGCUAAAACAUCCGGUUGAUAUGAAUGGUUUUACUGGGGUUUUGUCGACUUCUAUGAAUUUGGUCACAAUUUUAUAUGCAUUUUUGGGAUUUUUUGGUUAUAUUAAAUUUGGACCAAGUGUUCAAGGAAGUUUGACUUUGAAUUUACCGAAUUCUUUGUGAGUUUUAUAAUGGGGAGAUUCAGAUCAGGCCUGUGCCAGAAAUUUUUUUUCCGGAAAAUGUGCUCGGAAAAUCCGGAAAAUGAUCUUUAGUAGUAAUAUUUUCGAAAUUGCCUAAAUUUUGGGAAAUUUUCUCAGUUUAUGAGUGAAAAAAUGAAGUUUUUGGAAUUUUUUUUUAAUUUUUCAAAUUUUACUAUUUUUGAACGGAAAACGUCUCAAAUAGUUACUAAAUCACCUGUGAAUAGAAAAAUUGUAGAUAAAAAUAAGUUUUAGUGCCAACUUAAGGCUGAAAAUCGAAAUUUUCCGAAUUUUCUGGUUCAAAAAAUCCGGAAAUUUUCCAACUUUCCGUUUUCCGACACAGGCCUGAUUCAGAUCGAAAAAAAACUUUUGAAAAACGUUUUUUAGCAACAAUUUUCGAUUCAGAAAAAUCAAAAAACUAUAUUUUUUCUACUUUUUUUCAUUGAAACAUUUUCGGAGCGAGAAAUUUUUCAUUUUUGUGUGAAAAACAGGGUUUGAAAUUUUCUGAAUCGAAAAUUUUUGUUAAAAAUGUUUUUUUUUCGACCUGAAUCCUGAACAACACAUAGAAAAAUAAUUGGAAAACUUUUUUUUUUAGAUUAUCUGUGAGCAUCAAAGCGUUGUUGGUGCUCAAAAUAUUUUUCGGAUGUGCGAUUCAAUUAUUCGUGAUUGUUCAAAUGCUUUUACCAACAGUUCGUUCGAGAAUUUCAGACGAAAGGAAAACUCUACAAAAAUGUGUUCCAUAUUUUCUGAGAGCUUCUCUUAUGUUGGUCGCUCGUAAGUUGAAUUUGAAUUGAAAAUGUUUCAAACUUCAAAUAAUUUUCAGUUGCAUUGGCAUUGAUUGUUCCGAAUCUAAUGCAAAUUAUACCUUUGGUUGGAAUAACAUCGGGACUUCUAAUUUCCCUAAUAAUUCCUUCUUUUCUUGAUUGUAUGGUAUUUUUACCGGUUUUCAAGAAAGAGGGAGAUAUGUUCAAGUUUUAUACAAAACUCAUCAGUAACUCGAUUCUUUUUGUUCUUGGAUGGAUGUUUUUGGCAUCUGGUUUGUAUUCAAGUAUAGAUGAUAUAAUUUAUAACAAUGUCUAG
Molecule: messenger RNA, 2851 nt
Organism: Caenorhabditis angaria
Lineage: Eukaryota; Metazoa; Nematoda; Chromadorea; Rhabditida; Rhabditidae
Source: the annotation of a GenBank genome assembly